Nicotiana tabacum (common tobacco) is the source of this 658-nucleotide messenger RNA. NCBI's taxonomy places the organism in Eukaryota, Viridiplantae, Streptophyta, Magnoliopsida, Solanales, Solanaceae. The record is from RefSeq and is a predicted model, not a curated record.
GUCAAUUCCCGAGCAUGUAGCCCAAAGCCCAUUAUCAGUUUCUUGUUUCCUUCUCUCUCCACGGUCACCAGCCGGAGUCGAAACUAUGGCGCGCAAGAAGCCGCAAGGGAACACUAAACCGGUGGCGAAUAAGCCGAACCAGAAACGGAUGAGCAACGCCGAGCGGUCGGCGUACUUUGCACGUAGAGAAGCCGCCAAGGUUUUGCGUACUAUUCUACAAGGAGACGCUCGGCGUCGAGCCGUCGGGUCCAUCAAGUCGCUGGUGUAUAGUCCUUCCGUUAGGAACAAAAAAGCUACCUAUGCUUUGGUUUGUCAAACCCUCAAAUAUCUUCCCAUUAUCAAGGAUGUCUUUGACAUUGCCAAUGUGCUGAGUAGCAAGUGGAAGAGGCAAGAAGAAUUAAUGUAUAUAAUCUUGUAUGACAUUCUUUUUGGCCAGGAGGCUUUAUUAGCUGGUGAUGCCGAAAAAAUUCUUCUGCAGCGGAAGGAUAUGUUGCAGGCAGCUCUUGCCAAGCUUUUAGUGCGAAAGAAAGUAAAACAUGUCUCAGAUUUGAUGACUUCUUAUAAAAUCUCGGACCUUCCGAAACCUCGUUAUGCUCGUGUAAAUACUCUGAAGAUGGACGUAGAGUCUGCCCUGCUCGAAUUUAAGAAGCAGUAUGAG